ACGAAGAGAUGUUGGCUUUAAUAGAAGCUGUGGCAACGAAUAAAAAUGUGGUUCUGGGUAAAUUAGAUAACAGAAUAACUGCACAAGUGAAAAAUAACGCCUAGGAGAGUGUGACUAAGGAAGUGAGUCUUCUCGCUCGCGUACCGGGGAAUGUGAAUGUAGGGCGUAGGAAGUUCACAGACCUAAGAGCAGCUUGAAAAAAAAGGCAGCACAAGAGGAAAAACACAUGGGAGGAACAGGUGGUGGCCCAGCAGUUCUCACAAACUACACUCCUCUUGAAGAAACAAUUCUGACACUGACUGAGCCUGUUGAUAUUACUGGUUUACUAGGGGUUUAUGAAAAUGAGACAGAAGUUGAUGAUGUUGCAGAACCAACUCCUGGGCCAUCUGGGAUAGCAUCUCAGGUCAUAACAGACUCGAAAGUUGUUGUAACAUUGGAUGAGGGCACUCCAGAGGAGCAAGAAAUGACAAUACCCAUUGUGUCAAUGGACCACACUUACUCCUCAGAAUUACCUCCUUUUUUAAUAGAAGACAGUGAUGCUCAGGAUGGAGGUAGCAGGCAUGAGGUAGUGCAUGGUCAUAGCAGAAGAUCAGAAGAAAGGAGAAUUUUGCCUGACAUGCUUCAGAUACAAGAAAUUCACUUGAAACAGCUUGUAAGCUCAGUAAAAGACAUUGCAUCAGCAUUACAAACAUUUGCUGGUGUUAUAAAAGAUAAGGCAUAAGUUCUUAUUUUUAUCAAAUGUUGAAAUAUUUUAGUUUUUCUCCCAUUCAACUCUAGUCUUAAUCUACCCCUUUAUAGUACACAUUUGACAUUAAUUUGUGAUAGGCAUUUGUACAUUUAACAAAGUCAUAAUGUUAAGUUAUUGCUUUAGAGACUAAGUCUAAAAUAAGUCUUUAUUUCGGAGUUCCUUUAUUUCUUUAGUACAGACCAAGGCAAAAAUCCAUUAUAUGUUAUUUAUUUUUUGUUCGCAUUAAUGUUUGCACUGAGGUUGUGAAAAUUGUAUUUUGGUUUUAUGAUAUAGGUUAUGACCAUUUUAUCCAGUUUGGAAGAAUCACAUUUUUAUAGGGGGGGAAUUCAGGAUUUUAUUAAUUUGUUUAGGAA
Molecule: messenger RNA, 1101 nt
Organism: Penaeus chinensis
Lineage: Eukaryota; Metazoa; Arthropoda; Malacostraca; Decapoda; Penaeidae
Exons: 3
Coding region: 227-721 (164 amino acids)
Source: RefSeq, a predicted model, not a curated record